Messenger RNA from Lachancea fermentati, 777 nucleotides. The record is from the annotation of a GenBank genome assembly. NCBI's taxonomy places the organism in Eukaryota, Fungi, Ascomycota, Saccharomycetes, Saccharomycetales, Saccharomycetaceae.
AUGUUCCAAGUUAUCUCAUUAAUUUUGGAUUGCGUGGCAAUCCUUUAUCAAAAGCGAUAUAACAGAUUACAUCGAUCCAUAUAUGGCCUUUCUUACGACAUGUAUGUGCUUAAUCUAUUCUCCUGUUGCAUAUCUAUUUACUGUACAUUACAGUACAUGUUUUCUCCGCUAGUUCGCAAUCAGCUUUCCAGAAGGUUUCCUUUGUUUUAUCCUCGAGACGAGACAAAGGUUCCCAUUUCGGUAGGGCUGCUGAUUGCAGAGUUUAUGAAUGUCUUCUGCGUCUGCCUUGUUUUGAAACAGCUUAUAAGAUACCGCUCAACGCAACACAUACACCAAGGAUUGUCUAUUAUUUGUGUCUUUGUCCUUCUUUUUGCCAUUUCUUUUAGCAUUUUUACAUUUGCUUGCUCUUCUCUUUAUCUGCCCGAUCAAGACAUGGGCAGGUUCGGCAUAUUCUACCUGGAGCAUAUAAAUUACUUGUGGAUGAUUGGGAAUUUCUUAUCGGCUUUUCACAUAGUGCCGCAGGUAACCUUAAAUUGGAUGGGCUCUUGCACACAAGGUGUCUCCUCAAAGUUCGUCGUACUGAGUAUGCUUUCAGUGCUUACAGCUAUUAUAGGAAAUAUGCUAGCAGGUCCAAAAAUAUUCUACAAGAUACCCUUUAACCACAUCCCAAUUUUCAGGUCACUAAGUCAACUGAUUUUUCUUUCCAUCAUCCUAUAUCAAGCCCAGUUCGCAUAUCUCGGCAGAAAGCCCAUUCUACCGAAAAAAAACACUGAUUAA